AUGGCCGGCGGGCUUCUGGCAACCACAUGUGACGACCCCGGGAUGGACUCCGCUAACGAGUCUCAAGCUGAUCACACAGAGCAUCAGAUUAAACAGCAGUUUGAGAAGCUUCAUCAGUUUCUCAGAGAUGAAGAAGAAGCUACAAUCACUGCACUGAGGGAGGAAGAGGAGCAGAAGAUGAAGGAGAAGCUGGAGAAGAUGAACAGUCUCAUCUCAGCUCUUUCACACUCAAUCAAAGACACGGAGGAGAUGAUGAAAGCCAGUGACGUCGGCUUUCUGAAGGAGUUUCCAGUCUCAAUGGAAAGAGUCCAGAUCUCAUCACAGCCGGAUCCACAGACGCCUUCUGGAGCUUUGAUUGAUGUGCCGCGUUACUUGGGCAACCUGCCCUUCAGAGUCUGGAUGAAGAUGCAGGACAUCGUCCAGAACACUCCGGUGAUUCUGGAUCCAAACACUGCAAAUCCACAUCUCGUCCUGUCUGAUGAUCUGACCAGUCUGAGAUGGAGCGAGAACAAGCAACCAGUUCCUGAUAAUCCAGAGAGAUUUGAUGAUUAUUCCUGUGUUCUGGGUUCAGAGGGUUUUAACUCAGGAACACACUGCUGGGAUGUGGAGGUUAAAGAGAGUCUAUGCUGGAGUCUUGGAGUAACUACAGCAUCAAACCAGAGGAAGAGAUAUUAUUUCUUCAUCACUGAUGAUGUCUGGUGUGUGCAGCAUCAUGAAUCUCCAUUUCGCUCACCAGUCACAAAAUUUGGUUUCUGUGUUGAACAGAAUCUUGAUCGUGUGAGAGUUCGUCUGGACUGUGACAGAGGAACAGUGUCGUUCUCUGAUCCUGUAACUAACACACAUCUACACACAUUCACAACCACCUUCACUGACACUGUCUUGCCAUUCUUCUGGUGUUGGUCUGAACCUCUAAAGAUCUUACCGUUCGAUAGUCUGUAAUCUGUAGAUCUGGAUC
Messenger RNA from Sinocyclocheilus anshuiensis, 955 nucleotides. RefSeq names its product tripartite motif-containing protein 35-like. The record is from RefSeq and is a predicted model, not a curated record. Gene Ontology annotation, molecular function: protein binding. The transcript is spliced from 5 exons. The coding region runs from base 1 to 939 and encodes 312 amino acids. Lineage: Eukaryota; Metazoa; Chordata; Actinopteri; Cypriniformes; Cyprinidae.